Anarrhichthys ocellatus (wolf-eel) is the source of this 3588-nucleotide messenger RNA. RefSeq names its product lin-9 DREAM MuvB core complex component (gene lin9). Gene Ontology annotation, molecular function: DNA binding. The record is from RefSeq and is a predicted model, not a curated record. The transcript has 14 exons. Lineage: Eukaryota; Metazoa; Chordata; Actinopteri; Perciformes; Anarhichadidae. The coding region runs from base 1001 to 2497 and encodes 498 amino acids. Gene Ontology annotation, cellular component: nucleoplasm; transcription repressor complex. Gene Ontology annotation, biological process: regulation of transcription by RNA polymerase II; reproductive process; DNA-templated transcription.
UAUUUUCUAGACGCUAUAAGAGAUACCGGUCUCCCCAAGUCGGCUAACGCUUGUUAGCAUGAGAGGCUAACCAUAGCUAAUGUUGGAGUUGAGCAAGUUACUUUAGCUCAACUGGGUAAACAAAUAACGUUAGCUUAGCUAUGAGCUAACGUCUGCUAGCCUUACGUCGUAAGCAGCAAUAACAAAGGGACUACCACAACGUCUCUGUUAACGUUUCUAAAAGUAUCGUUACACACGUUAGCCAGUAACGUUAGCUUGGUUUAGUUUGUUAGUCUUUUAUUUAACGUUCGUUAGCGGUUGGUUAACGUUACAUGGUAACGUCGUUGUGUAUCGUUUUGACAAGACGGUGAAGGGAAACUAGUUAUUUUUGCUAUUAAACAGAUGAAAUAGUAAUUUCAAUCAAUGUGAACGUAGUUGAUUUAAAUACAUGUUUAUCUCCUGGUCGUACCAAGUGUAACGUUAGCUUAUGUUAGCUCGUUUCGUGGGUAUGAUUUGUACAGCUGACGUUAUGCCCAUUCUUGACAGCUCAUAUUGGGGAUUAAGGCCUAACUGACUGCGCUAGCUAUAUGUAACUUCAGUUAACGUAGCGUUAAGCUAUCCGGCUGCUGUCAGUGUUUAAAGGGCAGUCUCAUAAGCACCCUGCAGACGUUUUCUGUGGUAGCUUUAAAAAAAAUGUAUCGAGUAUCACUAACUUAAAACUAACGAGAACGGCCUCGAUACGUUUUUUAUCACCCUGAAGUGUGUAGUAAAAUAUUUACAGUAUAGUCAUACGCCGUGAGUGCGUUACUGUAACGUUCAAUCGAUGUAACGCUAGCCUUUUCUCUUUCCCAGGCUCCUCAGCAGAGGCACUUGUCAGUCUGAAAGGUAUGUGGGCUGCAUCUUUAUUUAACUUUCUGUGCAUCUGUCCCUGACACUGUAAGGCAGUUUGUCCAACACUCUGAAUGAAAAGAACAGCUUCCCAAGAGCUCACAACACCAGGGGACGACAGUCCUCCCUCAUAAUGGACACACCCACGCGGAGCUCAAAAAGGAGUCGUUUGUUUCGGGAGGAGGAUGAGUCGCCCCAACAGCGUCUCCCCUCUAGAUCCCCUCGGAGGAGCCAACGGGUCAGCACCACCCCACAGAAAUGUUCUAAUGUGGUGACACCAGAUAAGAAGGCAUCCCAGAAAAUAGGGCUGAGAUUAAGAAACCUCCUUAAGCUUCCCAAAGCUCACAAAUGGUGCAUCUACGAAUGGUUCUAUUCCAAUAUCGACAGACCGCUCUUUGAGGGCGACAAUGAGUUCUGCCUGUGUCUCAAGGAGUCUUUCCCCAACCUGAAAACGAGAAAGCUGACGAGGGUCGAGUGGGGAACAAUCAGGAGACUGAUGGGGAAACCCAGACGGUGUUCGUCAGCGUUCUUCGCUGAGGAGCGGACAGCGCUGAGGCAGAAGAGGCAGAAGAUGCGUCUGCUGCAGCAGAGAAAACUGUCCGACGUGUCGAACUGCAAAGACCUUCCAGAUGAAAUCCCUCUGCCACUCAUCAUAGGAACCAAAGUCACCGCUCGACUCCGGGGCGUCCAUGACGGGCUGUUCACCGGGCAGAUCGAUGCAGUGGACACGAGCGCUGCCACCUAUCGCGUCACCUUCGACCGCAGUGGCCUGGGAACACACACUGUGCCUGACUACGAAGUCUUGAGCAAUGAGCCCAAUGAGACCAUGCCCAUCUCAGCCUUUGCCCAGAAGCAUCGGAUAUCACGCUACAUGCAGAACGUCGUGACUCCGCCCAGGGGGCCUUACCCAUCCGCCACCACUCCCAUCCUCAUGGACAAUGACCCUCUCGUCAACCAGUCGCCGUGGAGGAACAAGCUGCCUGGUGCUGAGGGAGAUACUCUGGGAGGAUUUCCUGUCAAAUUCCUCAUCCAAGUGACGAGGCUGUCCAAGAUCCUCAUGAUCAAGAAAGACCACAUCAAGAACUUGAAAGAAAUGAACACAGAGGCAGAGAAGCUGAAGUCGUACUCGAUGCCUAUUGACCUGGACUUUCAGAAGCGAUAUGCGACCACGGUGCUCGAGCUUGAACGGCUUAAUAAGGAUCUGAAUAAGGUGCUCCAUGAAGUUCAGCAGUUCUGCUGUGAUCUGGCUCCAGAUCAGGGCAUGGUUCCGGCCGACCAUCCCACAGAGCUGCGGCGGCGCUGUGAGGACGAAGCCCAGCAGAUGGUGCAGCUGAGCAACUCGCUGAAGGAGGGACAGCAGAGCGUGACCAACCCCAGCCUGACGCACCUCAUCUCCCGCCUCACCGCUCUACUGCUGCAGAUCAAGUGUCUGGCAGAUGGGGGAGACCUGAAUUCCUUUGAAUUUAAAUCUCUAACAGACUCCCUUAAUGACAUCAAGGCAUCCAUUGAUCCCUCCAACCUCAGUUGCUUCCAGAAUAAUGUUGAGAUCCACGUGGCACACAUCCAGAGUGGCCUUAGUCAGCUGGGAAAUCUGCACGCAUUCUCUGCCAACAACACCAAUGCAGUCUGAGAACCGGCCUCCUCCACACCACACGCAGCGGUGCGGCCCGUUAACACGGUCUCUUGAGACGGUGCUUUCACCUGAACUGAUACGAGGAUACGAGACUGCUCACAUGGAUGUUGUGGACCACCGCCGUGCGAUCUGAAUUUGGACGUCCCAGUGAACCGACUCAGCGUUCUGCCCGGACUCCCGCAGCGUUGUGCUGAAGGGACGGAGGACGUCCGAAGUAUUUUAGCCGCCCAUUUUACUGUAUGAAAAAUGUUGGUGCACCCAAUUGAACACGAAUCUGAAAGAACCUUUAGCUGUUGCUACAAAUCCACAUCUCCAAACUGUCGAUGGUUAUUUAUUGGUUUCAUGUGCCAAACAUUGAUUUUUACCGUUUUUAUAGUCCAUAUUUAUUUAUUUUUGAGUAGGUGUGUAUGGUUAUGAAACAAUAUUUUGCUAUCUCUAAAGUUUAACCCUGUAAGUGACGUGUUCUGUUGCUCCGCUGAUGGUAAGCACGGGGAGCAAGAAUGUUUUAUAAAAUUGUUCAUUGUAGAUAAUUGUACAAUAUCUCUGAUUAUUAGAACUACCGUCAACAUUUCUGCUGUGUAUUCAGAAAUGGGUUUUUGUAAUUUUGUGUGCACUGAAAAGAGAUUUUGGUAUUUUUAUAAAGGAGAACUCUGGGGUUUUGAAGCCUUUUACUUCCUUAAGAUCUUAGCAUUUCCAUAUUUGGCAUGGCUACUACUGCAACCCCCACACUAAGCCUGGAAAAUUUAAGUCAACCGUUUUUUCCUUGAGAAUCUCCUUUUUCAGUUUUGUAAAGUUGUAUAUGAGAGUGCCUCGGGGCAAUUGUAUAUAAAUGUUUCCGUCUUUUUAUAUUAAACAUAAUAUUGCAAAGCAGUAAUCUGUCUUCUAGUUUUUAGUCUUUAUUAACAGACCUAAACACACAGCUUUCUUCUUAUUCUUUUUUCACAAUCAACACUUUUAUUACAAUUUAACAAUAAAUACAAACUUUCCAUUUACGCAAACAACUGUAUAGUGCCUCUUAUGAUCCAUGUAGCUGUCUUUAUAUCGGCUCUUAUAAUGCAUCACAUAAAGCCACUGAAGCCAGCCAUGGC